This is a messenger RNA of Dichotomopilus funicola, 1878 nucleotides long. RefSeq lists its product as uncharacterized. NCBI's taxonomy places the organism in Eukaryota, Fungi, Ascomycota, Sordariomycetes, Sordariales, Chaetomiaceae. Bases 1 to 1878 code for a protein of 625 amino acids. The transcript has 4 exons. The record is from RefSeq and is a predicted model, not a curated record.
AUGAGCGAAUUAUAUGCCGUCUCGCAAUUCCUUUCUACUAACAAAGCUGGCCAAUUUGCUGAGCCCUGGCAAAACCCGGACCCCAGACUGCUUGACGUCUUGCCGAGGCAGUUUGCUGAGCAACACGGACGUAUCCAUGAUCCGGCCCCACCGGUACCAGCGUGCCUUCCCCCAUCUAAGGAAUUUCAGAUUUGUGCCAAUGAAUUCUUGAAGGGGAUGCGCGAGUUCCUCAACAGUGCCCAGGACAAGGGCGCCACCCAAGCCUUCGAUUCCCGAUCUUGGGACAACUUGAAGAACGAAGCCACUGAGGCGUAUAACAAACUAGACGAGCAUGAGAAGAGGAGAAAGAACUGGCGCAACCCCUUCGAGGCAGCCGACAAGCUUGGCGGCGCGGUGGCUCGCCGUAUUGAGUUCUUGAUUGAGCUUCUGCCCGAUGGCGAUUACAGUGGCCUCUUGGCUGGGGGACUAAGGUUGCUAUGCAAGACGGCGCAGCGUAAGAAAGAGGUUCGCGAAACCAUACUCAACAUGCUGGACAGCAUUUCAGACACGGUGGCGUUCAGAACGGACGAGAUCAGGAUGUACCGACAAGACCUAGAACUGAGGGACCGGUCUGAAAAGUUGUAUAUGGCAAUAUUGAACUUCAUUCGGUAUGCGGUCGCGUAUCUCGACCGGUCAAGUGCUCUCGAAUCGUUCAAGGCCUUCUUCAAACAGGACGAGUAUCAGUCGGAUCUAGACUCCGCCGUGGAGGAAGUCAAUAAUGCUGCUAAAUCCUUCGAGGGUCUGGUCUUUAUUUGCUUGCAGAAGCGUGUGCAGCAAAUUGACCACAAUAUCCAGACUUUUCAAGCCCAAACUAACCGCAAUUUCCGGACCAUGGAGACUCUAUACUUCUAUCUCGCGGGAAUGGCGAAAGACAUCAGCCAAGACAUUAAAUCUCUACUAGAAGAGCAGAAGCGAGAGGCGCAAGCCCCGACCGUGGUGCAAACACUGCACUUCGUGAACGUCCAGGGAGGCGCCCCCCCUCCACAAGCAUCAGUCCAGAUGGCCGGCCCGCAGUUCCCUUCUCUGUCGAUACCAAGCACUCAGCUUUGCCAGCUACUCUUCACCAAGUGGAGGGUUGAAACGGGACCAUCGGCAAGAGAUCUAAUGCCAGACCUCGUGGCGGAUGUACAAUCAGCCUUGGGAAUCGUUCCAACCCACUUUGGUGAGAAUCAGCUGGGCCUACUGAUGAGGGACAGCGCAUUCUCGACAUGGCUGAGAGCUCUGAACUCCCAAUUCGUCAUCCUCCAUGACGACAGCGCACUGGAAAGCAACAACUCUCUCUCCACGUCCAGCCAUCUCUGCGCCUUGCUGUCGAAAUCUAUGUCUGUGCCGGGUAUGCUCCCGCUGACAUUUUUCUGCGGUCUGCAUACCGCUGAUGGGGACUCGCUCGAGGGCGGAGAUGGCAUCAUGCGCGGCCUUGCGCUGCAGCUGCUCCAGGCAUUUGGGGAUACAAGCCUCUUCUCUCUCCCGAUCCCCGGAGAUGCCCAGCAGACUAUGCAAAGACUGACGAUGAACGACCUGACCACGACCUGCUCGAUAUUUUCCACGAUCCUACAGCACAUCUCGUCGCCCUGUGUUGUCCUUGUCAUGAUCGACGGUGCAUGUUGGUAUGACACUGAACUCAGGGGCGAUGGCAUGCAGAUAGCGAUGCGCUUUCUAUGUCAGGCUGUGGAGGAGGCACGGGUAAGAAACGGAGGAUUGGUGCUUAAGGUCUUGGUCACAAAUCCUACUCGGAGGCAGCGGAACUUGUGGGGCAUCCCGGCAACAGAUGUUGAUCUUGAGCAGAGCUUGUUGACCGGAGUUCAUGGAGGCGAAGCUUCGAGGGUUCUGUCCCUUUGA